GUAGUGCUAAUGGUGAUGGUCAUGAUGGUAAUGGUGGUGGUGGUGUUGGCAGUGGCAACGUAGGUAGUAAUGGUAGUGGUGAGAGAUGCGGUGAUUCUGGUGGCGGUGCUGGUUGUGGUAACAGGGAUAUCCCAAAGCCUCCCAGCCAUGAGACAAUCACGCCGAGGGAAUUGUCACAGGAUUUUCCAGAAGAUGAACUCAGCCCAGACAUCCUGGAUGCGUUCCUGCAGGAGAGCUUCACUGUGGAGGAAAAUCCUUGUGAGGAGAAGGCGAAGGCCCUGCAAGCAUCGCCACGGCCAGAGCGCCGGCGCCGCGGAGGGGAGAUGCUGUGUGAGGGAGCGUACAACCGCUACCGCGUGGUGGCGCUGCGCGACCUUCCGCUCGGGGCCUGGCGCAGCGAGAGGCACCUGAGCCUCACCGCCAAUCCCUCCGGGGGCGCCAGCCUCACCUGCGUCCUCAAAGACGACUGGGCGCUGGCUCCAGUAAGCGUGGGGGACGUGCUGCACCUUGACGGCGCUGUGGAGGUGCCACUAAGGGGUGGGGAGGAGGCAACCUGCGCCAGCGUGACGGCGGCGGUGCUGGAGGUGACGAACGACGCCGGCUUUGUGGUCGUGAACCCUGACCUCCUGCUGUCGGGCACCACCGUCACCAACGGCAUCCGCUGCCCUCGCCGCGCCGUGCUGUCGGAGCGCUUCAAGGGCGGCGGAGAGUGGGGCACGCGGCAGAUGCUGCUGGGCACACUGUUGCACGAGGUGUUCCAGAGAGCCGCGCUGCAGCGAGACUUCUCGGAUGCUGCGCUGAGGAGUGCCGCCUCCGCCACCCUCGCGCAGCUCCAGCACCUCGCUGAGAUGUACAAGUUGGGCGUGUCGCAGGCAGAGCUGCUGGGGGAGAUGGAGGAGUACUUCUCGGCCAUUGGCCGCUGGGCGAGUCGGUACCUGGAAGGGGGCCCGGAGCCCAACUCGGCCUCGCAUGGCCUUCGCAUGCCGAUCAAGAUGGCCGGAGAGGGCGAUGCCAGCGCGUGCACGGUGUCCGUGUGCCACCUCGGGGACGUGGAGGAGAGCGUCUGGUCCCCGCGUUUCGGCCUCAAGGGCAAGGUGGACGCCAUGGCGACUGUGCGCAUCCACCGCCGGGCGCGUUGCGACGGCAAAAACAGGGCCGCCGCCGGCGCCCUCCCCGGAAAGGUCCACGGGUGGGGAAACGAGGAAAUUGUCCGCACGGUGCCGCUGGAGCUGAAGACGGGAAAGGAAAGCCAAUCCAUCGAGCACAAGGCGCAGGUGGUGCUGUACACGCUCUUGACGCAGGAGCGCUGGGGCGACCCCGGCCUCGGGUUCCUCCUCUACCUCAAGUCGGGCGGCAUGCACCCCGUGCCGGCCUCCCGUUUGGACAUGCGUGAGCUGAUCAAGUUGCGCAACCAGCUGGCGCACAGCCUGGCCAACGGCGUGUGGUGGCCGCCCAGGACUGCUGCCGACGGCGCUGGCGCCGGAGGGAGAAGGAAGGAGGAAGAAGAAGAUCGCCAAGAGCCACGGCCGGCGCCGCUGCCGGAGCCAAUCGCCGAGAUUUUCACCUGCCGCAACUGCUCCCAGCUGGGCAACUGUGCCGUCUACCACAGGGCGGUGGAAGAGGAGGCGCGUGGAUCGAGCGACGUCCCGGCCUCCUCCUCGUGGCCCGUCGAGUUCGUGUCGCUGCUGGCCGAGCGGACGCAGCACCUGUCCCCCGCUCACCUGCGCUACUUCUCGCGCUGGUACUUGCUGUGCCUGCUGGAGGCGCAGACCGAGCAGUGCAAGGGCGGCCGUCACAACCUGUGGGUUCUGCCACCGCACGAGAGGCAGGCGAAGGGUCUCUGCGUCUGUGAUUUGACGCUGCUGGGCCCGGCCGUGGCCACACCAGACGGGCGCUUCUUCAUCCAGCGUUUCCGGCGCCGGGGACCGCAGGGAGGAUGGGGGGCAGCAGGGCUCACGCCGGACCUGGAGGGUCAGGGGUCGGCCCCCCAAGGCUGCGUCGCCGUAGGCGAUCGAGUGAUCGUGAGCGGCAAAGACCCCGCCACCAUAGCCAUCGCCACGGCCACAGUGUUGUCCGUCACCAACGAAGAGGUUCAGUGCCAAGUUGACCGGGACCUGGGGAGGUUCGGAGCGGCCUUCUUAUUCAGUCUGGACGUGGACGAGAGCUUCUCGGGUUCUGUGGACACUCACCUGGGGAACCUUUCUCGCCUGCUGAGUAACACCCCCGCCAGUGCCAAGCUGCGGGAGCUCGUCAUUGAUCUGAAAAGGCCCGAGUUUUUGGAGCGACUGAGCGACGUUCUACCGGUUGACGCCAAGGAUACGGUGGCGCAGAUCCUGAAGGGCCUCAACCGGCCCCAGAGGCAGGCGAUGAAGCGAGUGCUGCUGUCUCGGGAUUACACGCUCAUUGUCGGCAUGCCUGGCACGGGGAAAACCACCACCAUAUGCACGCUGGUGCGCAUCCUGCACGCGUGCGGCCACAGCGUGCUGCUCACGAGCUACACGCACUCGGCCGUCGACAACAUCCUGCUCAAGCUCGUGCCGCACCGCGUGCCCUUCCUGCGGCUGGGCCGGCCGGCCAAGGUUCACGCCGGCGUGCACGCUUUCACCGAGGAGGAGCUGUGCCGGCAGCACGACGUGCGCACCCCCGAGCAGCUCCAGCAGCUCUACGAGGGACAGCGUGUGGUGGCCACCACGUGCAUGGGCCUGCGCCACCCGAUCUUCUCGCGCCGCGUCUUCGACUUCUGCAUUGUGGACGAGGCGUCGCAGAUCGGGCAGCCCGUGUGCCUGGGCCUGCUGCUGCACGCGUCGCGCUUCGUGCUCGUCGGAGACCACCACCAGCUGCCACCGCUCGUGCUCAACUCCCGCGCCAGGGCCAUGGGCAUGGACGAGUCUCUCUUCAAGCGUCUGGAGUGCCACGCGGAGGCUGUGGUCUAUCUCAACCUGCAAUACCGCAUGAACAGUGAGAUCAUGUCCCUGAGCAACGUGCUGACGUACGGAGGGCUGCUGGCGUGUGGCUCGGAACGCGUGUCCACGUGCCGCCUCUCCCUGCCGGGGCUCCCCGCCUUCCUGGACGGAAUGGGCGGCGGCAACCACCCGUGGCUGACACAAGCCUUGGACCCCGACCGCCCGGUUCUCUUCCUGAACACAGAGAAGGUCCCGGCUGAGGAGAUGGUGGACCAGGGUGGUGUGAAGAACCCAACGGAGGCUCAGCUAAUCGCCAUCAUCGCUGUGUCUCUCAUCAAGGCCGGCUGCCGCACGAAGGACGUGGGGAUCAUCUCUCCGUACCGGCAGCAGCUGGGGGCGGUGUCGGCGGCGCUGGCGGCCCUGCCGUGUCCGGCGGCGGCACUCGCUGGGUUGGAGAUCAACACGGUGGACAAGUACCAGGGCCGUGACAAACCCGUCAUCAUCGUGGGCUUCGUGCGGACCUGCGCAACGGCCGGCAUCGUGCGUCGACAGCUGGGGGAGCUGCUGAAGGACCGACGUCGGCUGAACGUCGCCGUCACGAGGGCCAAGCACAAGCUCCUGCUCCUCGGCUGCCUCCCCACGCUGAAGCUGUACACGCCGCUCGCCGCGCUCAUCGACCACAUGGCCACGCAGGGAAUGAUUCUGGAUCUGCCACCGGGAGCUCACGAAAUGAAGAUUCCGGACCUCGGCUGACGGCGAUCGCCGUCCCCGCCGCUGGACCACAUCUCAUCACGGCUCCUCCACGCCGGUCGGCAUCGCUACCACCAGCAGACAACUCCUGGCUUUACAAUGACCUGCACUGCGAGCUAAACCUACAUCCCUUGACCUUAGUCUCAGAAUCGGAAUCUCUAUUUAGAUUGGAGUAAUCCAAUGAAGCUCUUUUUCACAGACGUCCAGUACGGUCAGAGGGUCAGCAAGUCACAAUCUAAAACUGCAACCCCUAAACCAACGCUUAACUCCCGCCUUGCCUCUGGACUCACACCGUCCCUAAUCCUAAUUCCAUAACAAAUAAAUCCAAACGCAACCUGAUGCCAGACUCACCUUGAACCCCAAAUUAACAUCCAUUUAACCACCUGAGCCUAAACUCCAGUCUCAGCACCCAACCGCAUUCCUAACUUAAAACCUUGCCUACCCACCCCCCGACUUAUGAACCCCAUUCCAACUCCUUCCUAAUUUCCCUUGCCGAGCCUUCAUCUUAAUCCCCCAGCACCGCCCGGUGGCUGUGGCUUCCA
Petromyzon marinus (sea lamprey) is the source of this 4195-nucleotide messenger RNA. The record is from RefSeq and is a predicted model, not a curated record. NCBI's taxonomy places the organism in Eukaryota, Metazoa, Chordata, Hyperoartia, Petromyzontiformes, Petromyzontidae.